AUGUCUCCCAAGCUCGCCUGGAUCGGACUCGGUAACAUGGGCCGCGGCAUGGCCGCCAACCUGGCAACGAAAGGCCCCCAGACGCAGCCUCUGAUCAUCCACAACCGCACGCAGACCACGGCGCAGACCUUCGCGCAAAACACGCCCAACACGACCGUCUCAGCGACGCUAGAAGCAACGCUCACACAAGCAGACAUAAUCUUCACAUGCCUCAGCGACGACGCCGCCAUUACCACCCUCAUCACCGCUGCCGUCACCACUCCCAACCUAAGCUUGCACAACAAAAUCUUCGUAGACUGCUCAACCGUCCAUCCGUCCACAACCACAACCAUCAGCAAGCAACUCAACCAAGCAGGCGCACAAUUCAUUGCAUGCCCCGUCUUCGGCAGUCCCGCGGCCGCAGCAGCAGGGCAGGUGAUCUGCGUACUGGCGGGCGAAGCGGACGUCAUCGAAAGAAUCAAGCCGUACACGACGGGCGUGAUCGCCAAAUCGGAUCUCGAGUUCGCGGACUGCGCGCCUGCUAAGGCGUCGCAGCUCAAAAUCCUGGGGAAUACCUUUGUGAUUAGUAUGGUGGAGGCUAUUGCUGAGGGGCUGGUGGUCGCGGAGAAGUGCGGGCUUGGGGCCGAGAAUCUGCAUCGGUUUUUUGAGGCGGUGUUUCCUGGCCCUUAUGUUGCGUAUUCGGAGCGGAUGCGCUCCGGGGAUUAUUGGAGAAGGGAGGCGCCGUUGUUUGGGGUCGGGCUGGUGAGGAAGGAUGCUAGGCAUGCUUUGGAUAUGGCGCAUUCGGUUGGGGCCAGGAUGCGCGGGGUCGAGUUGGCGGAUGGGUAUUUGAGGGCUGUGGAGGAGAGGACGGGCGAGAAGGGGGAUUUGGCCGGCGUGUAUGGCGCGGUGAGGGAGGAAGGGGGGCUGAAGUUUGAGAAUUGA
Aspergillus homomorphus CBS 101889 is the source of this 921-nucleotide messenger RNA. Its product is annotated as NAD(P)-dependent oxidoreductase. Lineage: Eukaryota; Fungi; Ascomycota; Eurotiomycetes; Eurotiales; Aspergillaceae. The transcript is spliced from 2 exons. The coding region runs from base 1 to 921 and encodes 306 amino acids. The record is from RefSeq and is a predicted model, not a curated record. Gene Ontology annotation, molecular function: NAD binding; oxidoreductase activity, acting on the CH-OH group of donors, NAD or NADP as acceptor; NADP binding.